Neolamprologus brichardi is the source of this 3554-nucleotide messenger RNA. The record is from RefSeq and is a predicted model, not a curated record. NCBI's taxonomy places the organism in Eukaryota, Metazoa, Chordata, Actinopteri, Cichliformes, Cichlidae.
GUUGCCAUGGAGCCGACUUUGUUUCCUUCUAACGGCCCGCACAGAAAAGUGAAAAGCCCGGGAGGAAAAGCGGGUACAGACGGGACCCUCGUCUCUGACCGUCGCUGGGUUUGUGGACCACAGCAGCAAGUGUCUGUCAAACAAGGAGAGCCCGUGUAACCCGUGCGUGUCUGCGGGCAGAAGCAUUCAGUGAGUCCACAAUGAGCAGCGGAGUGGCAGAGGGCCGCCUGCAGACCCUGCAGAUCUACCGCCUGCUUCAGAUGGUCCAUAAAGGGGAUAAGGCACAGAUAGAGAAGAUGGUGCAGCUCGGGGCGGAAGACCUCAUCAGUCUCACGGAGCCGAAGGACGGCGUGGGGGUGCUCCACGCGGCAGUUUCAGCCAACAAUCUAGAGCUCGUCGCCUUCCUCCUCUCCAAGGGAGCAGAUCCUAACGUGCAGGACAAAAGGGGCCGCGCUCCGAUUAUGUUAGCUGCUGAGCUGGGCAACGAUCCCAUUGUGUCUCUUUUGGCCCACAGCGAAGCCGACCUGAGGCUCCUGGACGUAGAGGGCAAAAACGUGCUGUUCUACUGCAUCUACCCCACCAAACGCCACUGCCGCUGCCUGCAGGUGUUGCUUAAGUGCGGUGCCGACGCCAACAGCGUGUCAGUGCAGGGGAUGCAUGUCUUUCAGCUGAUGUGUGAAAAGGCCCAGGAGUGCACCCCCCUGUGCCUCAUUAUGCUGAAUGCCGGGGCAGACCCCAACGCAGCGCACCAGAAAACUGGAGUCACAGCGUUGAUGGAGGCGGUCAAAGCAGGGUCCCUGCCGCUCGUUAGAGCUAUAAUCAGGAUGGGCGGAGACCCCAACGCCUUUGACAGAAAGCGGCUCACCGCCGUCCACUGCGCUGCCAUGGGAGGCUUUUUUGAGGUGCUUCAGCUGCUGUCGGCAUACUCAGCAGACAUGAGUGCGAUGAGCCUUAAGGACUGCACAGCCUUACACUACGCGGCUGCCUCGGGCAACGCAAACUGCUGCAAGUUCCUGGCACAGAGAGGUUGUAACCCUAAACUGAAGAACCGGGAAGGUGUGCUGCCGCAUCAAAUCGCCAAAGAUUCCGGUCACAACGCAGUAGCCAAGGAGCUCCGGAAGGCGGAGAGGAAGCAGGGAAAAGGCGGCGAUCCCAGCGGCACUGGGCAGAUGUCAGAGCUCUGGGCGCUGACUCUCCACGACUGGUCUCAAGAGUAUGAAGCUGAGCUGUGGAAAGCCUUUGGCGACAAAUCAGACACAGUUACUGCAGAGAGGUUUAUCUCUGUGUUAGAGGAGCUACAAGCUCCAGUUGAACCAGACCAGGUCCAAGCAGUCAUCUCAGCCCACGGAGGAGACGUCAACAUCAGCGACUUCAUCAGAGGAGUCAAGUACAUCAAGAAGCCGUUCCGCCUCUCCUCGUAUAUGCCCAAGAAGAAAAAGGGGGGAAAGGGAAAAAAAGGGGGCAAGAAGAAGAAGAAGGGUCCGUUUGUUCUCCCCAUGCCCAUUUGCACCCUCCCACCGGAGCUGAAGCCCCGCCGAGCAGACGGAGGCCCACCCGGCUUCAUGAUCCGCUCAUACUUUAACUCCUCGGACGUCCUCCGAUUCGACCGGGCUCACCCGCCAGUGCAUCCGGUGAUGAACGACUCAGGAUGGUACAUACACAAGCCACCGCCGGUCUACGUCAACGUGAACGCCUGCGUGAGAACCAAUGAUCUGGAGUCUCUGGACCAGGCCUUCAGUGAAGGGGUGCCGGUGGAUGUUCAGGACGAGUUUUACAAGACGCCGCUGAUGGUGGCGUGCUCCACUGGCAGCUACGAGAUGGCUCAGUACCUCCUCAGCAAGGGGGCUGAUGUGAAUGUGUGUGACCAGUUCUUCUGGACCCCCCUCCACCAUGCGGCGUACGCCGGGCAGCGGGAACUCAUUGAACUUCUGGUGAAUGCCGGCGCUAACAUCGAUGCCCCGGCCCUGGGCGGAGCCACGCCCCUCAUGAGGGCCAUCGAGANGUCUCGAGUCUCCUGUGUGGAUUUCCUCAUCGAGGCGGGUGCCAGCGUGCUUGCAGUGAACAAGAAAGAGCAAAGCUGCCUCGAUGUUGCCACAGAUUUUGCAGACCCUGUAAUAAUCGACUUGGUCAAACAAAAGAUGGAUUCUCUGCCUAAACCAAAGGACAAAGCCAAAGGAAAGGAGGCCGGAGCUAAAAAGCCUAAAGCGACUAAAGACAAGGUUGCUUCUGCAAAAGUCGCUGUGCAAGCAGAGACAUCGUCGGCAGCAGCAGAGAAGACUCCGCCCCAGAAGGAUUCAAAUAGUGUCGUCCUGCAGAACGCCAGCAUCACGACUGGGAAAACCAACAUCGUGGACAUCACCUUUGUGCCAAAGACGGUUUGGGGGAAGCCGCCCACCAGCAGCCAGCUGAUGUCAAAGAUAGAGAGAAGGAAUAAGCACCCAUCCCUCGAGGUGGACUUUGACGACCUCCUGAUGCCUUUCAGCCACGACCUCCAGGGCACGAUGCUGGAGCUGACAGGCAGCGCAGAGUAACAGGCAGCGAGGUCACACAGAGGCGGACAUCUUGGACUGAAACUGGCCACUUAUCAUAAUUGUGGAUGUUUCAUCUUUUCCACAUGGCUUCUUUUUUCUUGUUGGACAUCGUGCUUUGAAUAACGUUUCCUUCCAUCGCAUCAGGUUCCUGCUGCUCUCAUCAUGGCUCUGUGCCCGUGACAGACGUGCUCACAAGUUUCCAGGUUGUGCGUCUCUAAUCAUCGAUGUUAUAACUCAGGAUUGCCUUAAGAGUAUUUUUUUCUUUUUUAAGGAGGCACAAGCAUCCACUUGGACUCAACGAUGAACCGAUUGGACAUAAUCAAUUUAUUUUUAUUGUUUCCUUUUGGGGAAAUUAGUCUCGGGCACAUUUAUCACAGCCAGGUGAUUAAACGCAGACAGCACAGUAACGUGGCAAAGAACAAAGGGCUUGUGGCCCCGAUAAACUACAUUUUAACUCAGGAAGCACUGCAGCAACAUGGUGUAUGGACAUUAUAUCCACAGGGUCAAAGGUCAGCUGCACUGUCAAAUGAUAAUGUUGUUUGACAGCAUGACUCAGAAGGAUGAACUGUGAGCAUCCUGGUGUUUGGCUGCAGUGUUGUUGAACACUACGCAUCAUCAUCACUGCUUCUUCUGCUGUCAUGGCAACAACUCUAGAUUUCAUGAGAUGAACUUUACGGGCCAAAUGUGAUCAGUUAUUUUAAAAAACUGUUUAUUUGUUUAUUUCAUGAAACAACAUUUAUUUUGCUUUUUCUUAGUUUUGCUCAUAUUUAUGCUGCUGUAACGGCUCAAUGUGGUCGUCUCUGACACAGCGUGACGGGAACGAUGGGUUGUCAAACCUAAGGCCUGGGGGCCAGAAUCAGCCUGGCAAAACCCCCUACUCGGCCCACUGGAUGUUUGUGGACUUUUAACUGUAUUUUCAUCAAACCUACAGCUGUCCUACUAAUAAAGACUCCCUCACAGCUGUUCAUAACACAAUAAUGAAGAUAAACAAUUAAAAAACAGAAAAGUUCCUGUUUUCUCUCU